AUGGGUCACGGUGGACGCUCCUACCUGGGCCUUCGAGGCACCAGGCUCAACAUUGCAAUUGGUGUGAUUGCCGGACUGGAUUUCCUUCUCUUCGGUUAUGACCAGGGUGUUAUGGGUGGUCUUUUGACCUUGGACUCUUUCAUCACACAAUUCCCUGAUCUCGAUACCUCGUCAGCCUCGUUCAAAGCAAUGAGCCCAUCUGCACAAAUGCAUCGGUCCAACAUUGAGGGAACCGCUAUCUCUGCUUACAACGUCGGAUGUUUCCUCGGCUCAAUCAUCUGCAUCUUCAUUGGCGACCGUCUCGGUCGUCGUAAGACCAUCUUCUUGGGCUCUGCCAUCAUGGUUAUCGGCGCCACUCUGCAAUGCACCGCUUUCGCUCUGUCUCACUUCAUUAUCGGCCGUAUCGUGACCGGCAUUGGUAACGGAUUGAACACCUCCACCGUGCCUACAUGGCAAUCUGAAUGUUCCAAGGCCCAUCGUCGUGGUCAGCUAGUCAUGGUCGAAGGAUCUCUGAUUACCGGCGGUAUCUGUCUCAGUUACUGGCUGGACUUUGGCUUUUCGUUCCUUGACCCCAGCUCGGUUUCGUGGCGAUUCCCUAUUGCAUUCCAGAUUUUCAUUGCUUUGAUCAUUCUGGCGUUUGUCAUGUUCUUGCCCGAGUCCCCACGAUGGCUCAUCUUCCAGGGCCGCGAGGACGAAGCUUCUGAGGUAUUGAGUGCGUUGCUAGACACCAACCGUGAAGACACUGUUGUCGAGAACGAAUUCACAGCUAUCAAGGAUACCGUCCUCGAAGCCCAAAAUACCAGCUGGCGUGAUCUAUUUACCAUGGACGAGAACCGCCACUUCCACCGUGUUGUUCUCGCUUAUGUCAACCAGAUGUUCCAGCAGAUUUCCGGUAUCAACUUGAUCACAUACUACGCUGCCACCAUCUACCAGAAGAGCAUUGGUCUUUCUGGAUUUUUGUCUCGUAUCCUGGCCGCCUGCAACGGUACCGAGUACUUCAUCGCCUCUUGGCUGCCCAUCUUCAUCAUCGAAAAGGCCGGCCGUCGUCCACUGAUGUUGAUCGGAGCGGCGGGCAUGUCUCUAUCCAUGGUCGUCUUGGCUAUUAGCACCAGCUUCGUGGGCCAGACCAAACCCGGUAUUGUGGCUGCUGUUUUCCUCUUCGUCUUCAACACCUUCUUCGCCUGGGGCUGGUUGGGAAUGACAUGGUUGUAUCCCGCUGAAAUCGUGCCUCUGCGAAUUCGUGCCCCUGCCAACGCGUUGUCCACUUCCGCCAACUGGGCUUUCAACUUUAUGGUUGUCAUGAUCACCCCUGUGGCAUUCCAGACGAUUGGAUAUCAGACCUAUAUCAUUUUUGCCGUCAUUAACGCCUUCAUCUUCCCCGUCGUCUACUUCUUCUACCCCGAAACCGCAUACCGCUCCCUCGAAGAAAUGGACACAAUCUUCCACAAGACCAAAUCCAUCUGGUCUCUGGUCAGGAUUGCGCGCGACGAGCCUCGCCGGUACGGCAAGAACGGAGAGCUUCUCAUCGACUACACGCAGACAGACGAGCAUUUCCAUCAUGUCGGUGGUGUGGCUGAUGCCGAGAAGCGAGCUGUAAGUAACAAGGAUCAUGCGAACCCUCAGUAUCAUAUUGAGAAUGGUGAUGCGGGGCAUGUCUCUGAGUCAAGUUAA
Messenger RNA from Talaromyces amestolkiae, 1671 nucleotides. RefSeq lists its product as uncharacterized. Gene Ontology annotation, biological process: carbohydrate transport; transmembrane transport. The transcript is spliced from 5 exons. The record is from RefSeq and is a predicted model, not a curated record. Gene Ontology annotation, molecular function: carbohydrate:proton symporter activity. Gene Ontology annotation, cellular component: membrane. Lineage: Eukaryota; Fungi; Ascomycota; Eurotiomycetes; Eurotiales; Trichocomaceae. The coding region runs from base 1 to 1671 and encodes 556 amino acids.